Messenger RNA from Xyrichtys novacula (pearly razorfish), 3321 nucleotides. NCBI's taxonomy places the organism in Eukaryota, Metazoa, Chordata, Actinopteri, Labriformes, Labridae. The record is from the annotation of a GenBank genome assembly.
AUGAUCUCAACGACAAAAGUAAGUUUUUGUUUUUCAAGAAGGUUUGAAGACGUUAAAUCUCGUCACAGAAACCAAAAACUUCAGAGUGAGAUUUAAGGCUUCACAAUAUCGGAAAAAACUAACCCUGCGAUAUGUGUGACGAUAUUUAAAAAACAGAGUAAUUUUCCUCCUCAGAUGACCUGAAUCUGAGUUUCUGCUGAAGUCUUGAGGACAGUUAACCUGCUCUGAUCUGUUAGUCGACUGUCUUCUGUCUGUCUCAGAGAUAUUUUAGUUUUUAUUGUUCUGGGACGUUACCGUGGAAACAGAUGAACACAGAACACGUGUUUUAGUCCACAUCAUCCUUCUUAUAACUGAAACACGUCUUCUUCUUCGGUGGUUUUUCUCACUUCGUUUCUCAUUUUACAAUCGUCGUUGUUGUUGUUAACGGUGUUGUGCCCAGAAUUGCAACCCCUCAGAAACGCGCACCGCUUACAGUAGAGUGGUCCACGUAAAUGUAAAAUUUAAACCCAUACAGUUCUUAUUUGUUGGAUAAACAGAGAUGAGGAAUGUUCACAAAGUUAUUCUCGGCGGGUAUGAGUUUCUCGUCAGCGCCAGCGACUCACUCCAUGUUUGGGGGCGUGGUUUCCUCCUCGGGGUUGUCUAUCACGCACACGUACAUCCUGAUGACGAUGCUCAAACGAUAUAUCGUGCAGCCCUAGUUAGAUUAAUCAAUUAUUGCACUAAAAUGUGAAUGAAGUGUCUAACUCUAAAGCUGACCGUUUGAUCACUACAAACAUCCGUCCACUCCUUAUUUUAAGCGUUUCUAAAUGUCCCUUUUUAACUUCUGUAAAUGUGUUUAGUGUAUCUGAAUACAAAUGUUCGUUUUUCUCUGUAUAUAAAGAGUCAAAGACGAGUCAGAAAUAAAGAGCAGGACCAUCAUGUUGGCAGAUACAAAGCUGAAUUAAAGUAUAUUUACAAAAGUGCCAUACAAGAAAACAUGGUCAUUUAUCACAGGAAGCUCCACCCUCAACAAAACAGAUCCACAGCUGGAGGACUGACCGUCACCUCUCUGUCUGACUAUGAGAAGAAGAAGAAAUUUGACCUCCUCUUCAAAAAGACAAACGAACAAAGAGAGCAGAGCAGUCUGAACUUUAGGAUAAAGAAACUAAACUCAUUUAGACGAUAAGAAACAGACCUGCAGCGCCACAGUGAGGAGAAGUUGUUGUUUUGUUGUGUUGACGGGUCAGAAGUGUUCAGGAGUGUUUGUUCUAAAACCUGAAAUAAAUAAAAUAUAUUCUCUAAAAACAUGAAGUCAAGAGUUUCUCUGGAUUCAGUUAAAGGCGGAGUCGACAGGAAUCUGAUUUUUUAUGGUGUAAAAAGAAAAAAACUUCUGAUAUCAGUCAAUAGUUAUUAGUUAUUGAUGACAUUUGGUAAUAUAUCGAUAUCUCUGUGUUCUCUUAUGUCUGUGUCGUCAACAUUUGAACAUUUUUGAGCGGUCCGCUCUUUCUGACUGUAAACAAAGCCGUUCUCCACCUCCUCUAACCUGAUUGGUUGUGAGGCAGACGCUGCUCCCCCGUGUCGUUCAGGAGCCCAAACAAAGUUAGCGUGCUACAAUAUCGGACAGUAGAAACCAACCAGAAAGUUCGGAAAAUUGUCUGAAUCCUCCUUUGGCCACGACUGCCGACACAAGCAAGAAAACAAAGUAAAUACCGGAGACUCUGGAGGAAUAACGGGCGCUUAAAACGGAGGUAGACCGGACAAGAGCUAAAAAGCCGGGUCAACAUAAACGAUGGGGGACGCUUGGGGAUCUUGGUGACCCUGUAACCUUUCUGCUGGACAGGUAAACCGCUUUAACAAAGUAAGACAAGUGUCUGUAACAGAAGUGUUUCUUGUCAAACGGACCUGCUGUAGCGUGUUGUAGCGCCAUCGCUAAACUGUCCUCCCUCGGGUCCUGGACUAUGUCACUUUAUCCUCGUUGUAGAAGUCCUGCAAACAUUGUGUUUGCUGGUAGUCUGUUGGCAUCUACAGUAGCACCAAUGCUUUUGACUUUCACCUUGACUGGGCCCCAUUUGUAAUGAUCUGAAGUAUUUAUCUGCAUUAUAUCUGAAUUUAACUGGAACGAUACGAGCGAGCAGGAGCGUCUGUUUGUGGGCGGGGCUUGAGGGGAAAACUGGUUGUGAGGGGUCGAGUUUACAUUCAAGAUCUCUCCUAAAACUGGAACUUCAUCAGAUCCUGACUACAACACCUUUUUAAAGAGUCAAAUCUGAAAAAAAAAUCCAGUGACAGCGAGAAACAGAAUUGGCUUUAAAUCGUUUAUAUUUGAAAAGUUUCUUUAUGGAGAAACUCUGAGUAACAUUUUGCUGCAAUACCACAAGUGACCACCGUGUAAUAGAUGGCGCUGUGGUCGGAUCUUUAGUUUCUGGCCCGGCUGUUCAGAAGGUCUAAUCUGGAUCAGAAUAAUCUGGAUUUGGAAACUUGAUUCUAAAAUGUAAAGUUUGGAUGUUUUUUCAGGACUUCAUCGUAGUUGUUCAUGCUCACCACUUCAUCGAGGACUCCUGUGGAAACCAAAGACCAGGACCAGCUGGAACUCAAACCUGGAGCUGAUCGUCUAGAAAGACCUUCAUGAAGCUCAGAGACACAAACUGGAGGUAACUUUGAUUUUUUUUAUACAAAGGCGUGACGUUCAGAAAAAAAAGAAAAAAAAAAAAAGAAGCCCGCUGCAAAUAAAAAAAGAAACAGUGCAGAUAAAACAAACCAAAAAAAAAAAAAGCCACAACGAAGUAAACGACGAAAAAAAAAAUAAAAAGAUCGUAAAACACCGGUGCAUCAUCAUUAUUGUUCCCCGGCAGUUCACUUCUGUUGUGGCUUUUUUAUUUGCAUCUUUUUAUUUUCGUAGUCAGUAACUUUUUUUAAUUUUUUUUCCAUUGCCACUUUUUUGUGCGUCGUUAACAUCCAUUGUGGCUUUUCCUUUUAUCUGCACCGUUUCUUUUAAAUUUGCAGCGGGCUUUGGUUUCUUUUUUUUUAAUUUUGCAUCAGUAACUUCCGCUGUGGCUUUUUUUUUUUUUUUUCUUCCAUCGGCACUUUUUUUGCAUCGUUAACUCCUGUUGUGUUUUCCUUUUGUCUGCACCGUUUCUUUUUGAUUUGCAGCGGGCUUCAGUUUCUUUUCUCCUUUUUUUUUUUUGCAUUGAUAAUUUCCGUUGUGACUUCUUUUUUCUCCCUUUUUUUUUUAUUUUGCAGCAGUGGCAGUUCGCAGCCACCACAGAAUGGAGCCGAAACGAAAGUUUUCAUAAACGCCCGUCUGAGUUUUAUCAUCUGCUUCUCUGCAGGUGUGUCUCAGACUGA